CUCACGCAUUCAAAUAUGGGAACAAUGAAGCAAGAGCUUCCUCUCACUCAUUCAAAUAUGGGAACAAUGAAGCUCUGCAUCUUUCUCCUCCUCGUCUUUGUCGUUGUUGUUCCAUUCUCCUUUGCCUUUCAUGAAACCUCCCACAGUUCAUCCCUCCUCGACGAUAUUUCUAAAUACAGCUUCUUUGGUGGAGACUCCUCUGAAGCUAUGACUGAAGAUACUCGACGACAACUUUUCCAAUAUGGGUUCGCCUAUAAUGCGGAAGCUCGCAAGAGGGUUUUGAGCUACUAUGCACUUAGUAAGAAUAAUAUCCCUUGUGGCCGUCGUGGUACCUCGUACUAUGAUUGCAAGAAGCGUAGAAGGAUCAAUCCUUAUCGUCGUGGUUGUGCCGCCAUCACUGGAUGUGCUCGAUUCACCGAUUAAACAUUGUUGCCUCAUUGAAUUGGAUUGUCUUUGCUUUUAUCAUCCAGUAUUGAUCUGAUUGGUCUUCUUUCAUUUUAUUUUGGUGUCUUGCUUUUAUCAUAAUGGAUUGAUCUAAUGGAUUGAUCCAAUGGGUCUUUUAAAUUUGUUUCGGUGAUUUUUUUUUUUGUUUUUUAAAUCCUCAUCGUGGUUUGUCACCAUUACCAAAUGAGCUCGACUUAAU
Molecule: messenger RNA, 643 nt
Organism: Cucurbita pepo subsp. pepo (vegetable marrow)
Lineage: Eukaryota; Viridiplantae; Streptophyta; Magnoliopsida; Cucurbitales; Cucurbitaceae
Biological process (GO): calcium-mediated signaling
Cellular component (GO): plasmodesma
Source: RefSeq, a predicted model, not a curated record